Messenger RNA from Bipolaris zeicola 26-R-13, 2460 nucleotides. RefSeq lists its product as uncharacterized. The coding region runs from base 1 to 2460 and encodes 819 amino acids. NCBI's taxonomy places the organism in Eukaryota, Fungi, Ascomycota, Dothideomycetes, Pleosporales, Pleosporaceae. The transcript has 3 exons. The record is from RefSeq and is a predicted model, not a curated record.
AUGUCUGACCGGUCGCGCGCAACCUCUCGGGACUUUGUAUUUCAAACUUCUGACCAAGCAGGUGGAGCAUCGCAGCCGUAUCCACAACAGUCGUACAACAGCUACAACGCGAAUCAGGACACAAGCACAGCCGAGACUGUAAGCCAAGCCCCAGUCUAUGACGCCUCGACAGCCUAUCGCGACUAUGUUGCGCAACAACAGCAGGUAGCGCAGGGCCAGUUUGCGGGCUUCAACUUUGGUUCCCAGGCGCCUGCAGCAUGGGACUGGACAAACUCGCUCGACUUCACCGACUUUACCAACCAGUAUGAGCCCCAGGGCGAGUUGGUUCAGGAGUUCCAGGGUCAAGCAAACUCUACCAACGACUUCAGCAUCCCGCUCCCCGUCACCAAUGGUGACUCUGCAUAUCCGCCUUUCCAGCAACCCCCAAGCGCGUCAUCUCCACCACCACCAAAUGCUACGCAAACCCAGAUCCCAUUGUCUCCGCCGCCCCCGCCUCCUCGAUCGCAGCAGCAGCAACAACAACAACAGCAACAGCAACAGCAACAACAGAGACCAGUAGUGCAGACAGGCAUGAAGCGCAAGCUCGAUUCUGAGCCAUCUUCAGCUGUAUCGCAAACUGGCGGUACAGCUGCAGAGAACCCCUCGAAGCGCAUAAAUAAGUCGCGUCAGUCGUCAGAUGCGUCGGCUACGUCGCCCGUUAUACAGGUAUCAGUAGACACACAUGCGGCAGCGGCGACAACGACGACGCGUAGCACAGCCCCUUCCGUGCCCAACGAAACUGCAUCGCAACCGGCGCCGCGAGAAAACACACAAGUUGAGCGGCGCAAGGAGCAGAGCAAGGGCACAGGACCGCAAGGCAGAGUCAUUGACGUUUCAACGCCGAGAAAGAUACAAGAUGCGCCCGCCGGAAUAGACAUGUUGCCCGCAGGCAAGGUAUUUCCCAUACAGAUUGGCUCGGAGCUAUUCAGAUUGUCUGGAGCCUCGCUCUCGUCGGAUGCACCUUCAUACUUUUCCCAUUUUUUCGGCCAGCAACUACACGAUAACGGAGGUCGCGCUGGUGACGUGAGGACCUUGUAUAUCGACCGUGACCCAGAAACGUUCCGUGACAUUGCGCUGCAUUUACAGGGCUAUCACAUCACUCCGAAAGACGGCGAGCAUUUUGUCAAGUUGUAUGCUGAUGCUCAGUUUUACUCAUUACCUCGACUUACUAAACAGUUGUUCGGUACUGACAUAUUUGUCCGCAUAGGAGGGACUCCUUUUCAGAUACCGCGUGAUCUCUUCUCUGCUCCAGGCGACAGUCCCAACUUCUUCUCACUAGGAUUCGCACAUUUCUUCCUGACGCCCGCAGAAGCAUUUCCGGGGCUGGAUCGUGAUGCGCUGCUCCGCCCGCCAUCCAUCAAGCCACCCUCAGUGCCGAACAGGAACGGGGAGACUUUUAACGAGCUGAUACAGAUACUACAAGGAUACAAUGUCGAGAUUCGAAACAGUGAACACCGAUCCAAACUCCUCAGAGACGCACGUUAUUUCCAUCUCAAAGGGCUUGAGCAAAAGCUGAUACCCUGUGAAAUCUCGUUCAAUGUACGGCGCCAGCAGUCCGAAAUUCUGGUGCGGCUCGAAGACAUUCGUCCGUCGGGUGUUUCCUUCAUCCCUGAUAAAACAGCAUUGGGCGACUCAGAUUCUGGAUCGGUCCAUGGUGGUCAGUCAAUCAGUGCAUCCCCACAGCCUAUUGGCAAAGUCGACAGUCCAGCACCUUCAAACGCAAGCAGCAGUGCUGUCACGCGAGCAGGCUACGUGUCAUACGCGCGUCCAUAUACGGAUGACCAUGCAAAUAGUAAUAUCUUGGUUCUUGAGAUUUCCUCAACGGAAUCGACAUCGUUGUUUUUGCCAUGGUCCGCCCCCAAGGCUUCACGGACGGGUCCACUCGAAGUCGACUUUCGAGCCACGUUCCAUAACUCGACACUUGCACGUGUUACAUCCUUGUUCUCUGUUGUAGCUUCAAAAAUGGGCCUGCCAGCCACGCAACCUCUGGGGCUCAUGCAUCUGCAGUCUGGCGGGGGUGUUGCGGCGCAACCAGUUAGUCCGGCCAAUUCUGGUGUGAGCGAUCGCCGCGUUCGCGUUCGCCUCGAGACUGACUGUGCCCUGGAGAUCGACGGUGCUCCCGCAGAGCUUGGCGUGGAUGACAAUACUGGCCGUCUUGGUAUCCGGCGGGCAGACUCCCACGGUACAUGGCUGUGGGGCGGCGAUAGAUCAGACUCCGAAUCUUCAUAUCUCCGAGCUGACGAGCAGGAUUUAGAGGUGGAAUGGACACUCAAACGUGCACAUUGGCGGAUCCGCGUCGAGCCUCUUGCUCCCGAUGUAGACGGUGAUGUACGACGCAUGCAAGUCAUACUUUGUGGCGUGCGACUAGAGGUAUUUACGGCCGAGCGGGCACGUAAUGCUUCACGGGGGUUUUUAGGCUAA